AUGGAGCCCGGCGUCCGCGAGCCGCUGCUGCCCAGGGAGGCCGGCGAAGACGCCCAGGCCCUGGGCCAGGAGGACCCCCGGCAACUGGAGAAGGACUACUACCGGUCGCUGCCCAGCCGGCGCCUCUUCGCCGCAGCCUUGGCGGCCGUGCUGGGCAACUUCAACUUCGGCUUCGCCCUGGUCUACCCGUCGCCCGUCAUCCCGGCCUUGGAGGAGUCCGGCGCGCCCAGCCUGCGCCUCAGCCCCGCCGCCGCCUCCUGGUUCGGGUCUGUCUUCACCCUGGGAGUUGCUGCAGGUGGUCUGGGCACUAUGUACUUCAACGAUCACUUGGGCCGCAAGCUGAGCAUCAUGUUCUCUGCUGUCCCUUCUGUCCUCGGGUACCUCCUGAUGGGCAGCGCGCAAGAAGUCUGGAUGCUGCUGGUGGGCAGGCUACUGACGGGGUUUGCAGGUGGCAUGACAUCUGCCUCCAUACCGGUCUACAUUUCCGAGAUCUCUCACCCUGGAGUCCGAGGAGCUCUGGGUUCCUGUCCUCAGAUCAUGGCUGUCUUGGGUGCCCUCGUCCUCUACGCUUUAGGCCUCGUCCUUCCCUGGCGCUGGCUGGCCGUGGCUGGGGAGGUCCCGAUCCUCAUCAUGAUCAUCUUGCUGUGCUUCAUGCCCGAGUCGCCACGUUUCCUGAUCUCCAAGGGGAAGGAGGAUGAAGCUCUGAGCGCCUUGACCUGGCUGCGGGGGCAGGAUGCCAAUUACUGGUGGGAGUACGAACAGAUCAAAGACAGCGUGAAGGAGCAGAACAAACCAAUCACUUGGGCGGAGCUCAAAACCCCCUACAUCUACAAGCCAGUGGGCAUCACCUUGCUGAUGCGAUUCCUGCAGCAGCUCUCCGGCGUCACCCCCAUCCUCGUGUAUCUGCAGGUGAUCUUCAGCAGCACAGCUGUCAUUCUGCCGCCGCAAUAUGAUGCUGUGAUUGUGGGGGCCGUGCGCUUAGCAUCCGUGAUCGUUGCUGCAUCUUCAAUGGAUAAAGCUGGGAGAAAGAUCCUCCUCUACAUCUCAGCUUUCAUCAUGCUUGCCUCCAACCUGACCAUGGGCUUCUACAUAUACUAUGUCCCUCUACAUCUCCACAACGCCUCCACCACGGCUGUCAACAGCAGCCAUGAGAGUCUUGCCCCCCACCCAGCAAACAGCCUCACCGCCCUUCCUUUGGUCGCCAUCAUGUUCUUCAUCAUAGGAUACGCCAUGGGUUGGGGUCCCAUCACCUGGCUGCUGAUGGGCGAGGUUCUCCCCCUGAAGGCACGAGGGGUGGUGUCGGGCCUCUGUGUGCUUGUGAGCUGGUUGACAGCCUUUGCCCUGACGAAAGCCUUUCUGCCGGUGAAGGAAGCCUUUGGCCUGGACGUGCCCUUCUUUUUCUUCAGCAUCAUCUGCGUGAUGAACCUGAUCUUCACAAAAUGGUUGAUUCCCGAAACCAAAGGCAGGUCCCUGGAGCGAAUAGAAUCGUAUUUCCGGACUGGGCGGAAGUCAUUUCUGGAAUCCUUCCGGCGCCAUAGAUAA
This is a messenger RNA of Euleptes europaea (tarantolino), 1542 nucleotides long. It is a transcript of the gene SLC2A6, whose product is annotated as solute carrier family 2 member 6. The record is from RefSeq and is a predicted model, not a curated record. NCBI's taxonomy places the organism in Eukaryota, Metazoa, Chordata, Lepidosauria, Squamata, Sphaerodactylidae. Gene Ontology annotation, molecular function: transmembrane transporter activity. Gene Ontology annotation, biological process: transmembrane transport. The coding region runs from base 1 to 1542 and encodes 513 amino acids. The transcript is spliced from 10 exons. Gene Ontology annotation, cellular component: membrane.